Gigantopelta aegis is the source of this 2001-nucleotide messenger RNA. Its product is annotated as MAP kinase-activated protein kinase 2-like. The transcript is spliced from 10 exons. The record is from RefSeq and is a predicted model, not a curated record. Bases 72 to 1178 code for a protein of 368 amino acids. Gene Ontology annotation, cellular component: nucleus; cytoplasm. Gene Ontology annotation, biological process: intracellular signal transduction; peptidyl-serine phosphorylation; protein autophosphorylation. Gene Ontology annotation, molecular function: mitogen-activated protein kinase binding; calcium/calmodulin-dependent protein kinase activity; calcium-dependent protein serine/threonine kinase activity. Lineage: Eukaryota; Metazoa; Mollusca; Gastropoda; Neomphalida; Peltospiridae.
CAGACAUCCGGCUGCUUCAUAAAAUAGAAAAUUCCAGUUGAAUUUAUGUUUAAAAAAUACACUAUUUGUACAUGGCCAGUGUAUCAAAUACUGUCAGUAUGAUGGGAGUAGGGCAUUCAAAACCAUUACAACCGAAGAAAAACCCUAUUUCAGACGAUUAUCGAAUUACGGGUAGUGUUUUGGGGCUAGGUAUAAAUGGUAAAGUUGUCGAGUGCUAUUCCCGAGCGACACAAGACAAGUACGCGUUGAAGGUGCUGAGGGAUGUGCCGAAAGCCAGACGAGAAGUAGAUCUUCAUUUUAGGGCUUGCCAAGGCUGUCAGCACAUUGUGAAGAUCAAUGAUGUCUAUGAGAACAACUACUCAGGGCAGCGUUGUCUCCUUGUCGUGAUGGAGUGCAUGGAAGGCGGAGAACUGUUUACAAGAAUUCAAGAAAGAGCUGACUCAGCUUUUACAGAAAGAGAGGCUGCAAGUGUUAUUUCCGACAUCACUAAGGCGAUUGCACAUCUACAUGCUUCGAAUAUUGCACAUCGAGACUUGAAGCCCGAAAACCUGCUGUACUCAAGGAAAGAUGAAAAAGGCAUUUUGAAGUUAACUGAUUUUGGUUUUGCUAAGGAAAUAAACACAUUCAAAUCACUUCAAACACCGUGCUACACACCAUAUUAUGUUGCUCCUGAAGUGUUGGGUCCUGAGAAAUACGACAAAUCAUGUGAUAUGUGGUCACUAGGAGUUAUUAUGUACAUUUUGUUAUGUGGCUAUCCCCCUUUCUACAGUAACCAUGGUGCUACCAUCUCUCCAGGGAUGAAGAAGAGGAUUAGGAAUGGUCAAUACGAGUUUCCUAAUCCUGAGUGGAGCCAGGUCUCCCCAGAUGCAAAGGAGUUGAUCCGAGGCCUGUUGAAGACUGACCCAGACCACCGACUGACAAUCACCGAAGUGCUACAACAUAAAUGGAUUGCUGACAGGACGACUGUUCCACAAACACUGUUGAUGUCUGCCCAGGUUCUAAAGGAAGAAGGAGAUGUUUGGAUAGCUGUACAGGAGGAAAUGACAAAUGCCUUAGCGACUAUGCGAGUGGAUUACGAUCAGUGUGUGAACAUCAAAAACCUUCACGAUUCUAACAACCAUCUGUUAAAAAAACGAAUGAAGAGAGACAGUCAGGAAGGCGAAGCUAUGACAACCUAGGCAGGUUGUCAUAGCAACAUGUUGUAGACAGUUUGUUGAUGUGACUGUUCAAAUAUAUAUAUAUAUAUAUAUAUAUAUAUAUGUAUAUAUAUAAUCAUAUAUAUUAAUAGGUCUUUUUUGUUUUUUUCUCCUUAUAUAUAAUAUGUAUAUACUAGUAGACACAUGUAUAUAUACUGGUAGAAACGUGUGUAUAUAUACUAUAUAUAUAUAUAUAUAUAUAUAUACAAGUAAUAAAGUGAAUACUGGUAACAACAGGCAUACAUAUUAGUAAUAAUAGGUAUAUACUAGUAUUCAUAUGUUAAUUGUGCAUGUGUGAGUUGUUUAGUUUUUUUGUUUUUUUUCAGUCCUCAAAAUUGUUGGGAAAAUUGCAUUCCACAAUAGAAUAACAGAUUUUUAUUAACCUUUAAUUAUGUCAGGUUCUUCAUGGAUACAGAUAUAAAAGGAUUUUCUGUCAUGUUUAGAAGAGAGUCAAUCUCCAAUCAACCAUUCAUGUAAAUUCACACUGAUGAGAAUGAAAAUGUGUACACAUGAGAAAUCUAAUCCUAGGUUUAGACUUCAACUGGCAUGACGAAGUUGGCCAACUUGACGGUUGCAGUGUAACUUCCCCAACUGCUUACUGAUGAUGGGUGAGCCCAGAUUAACAACUAAUCUGUUGUAGAAGUCGUACACAACAAAAAUCAAGUUGUAAAAGUUCUCACACUAGUAACUGAAAGUAGAAAGUUGGCCAACUUUGUGCUGGCAGUUGGUAGUCUGAACCUAGUAUUAAGUUGUGUUAGACUGAAAGUAAAUUAUAUAUAUAUAUAUAUAUAUAUAUAUAUAUAUA